UUAUUCCUCGUGCCAAUGUAGAGUAAUGUUAGAUGACACCGGCUGCUGCUAGCUUUGGUGAAUCAAUUGUUCGCUGGUUUUGUUCCUUUUUGUUGAUGUUGUGCUCUGGCUCUGUGACUUUGUUUUGCUCGUGGUUGUGAGUUAUUAUGUGAAGUGGUUCAUUUUUUUAAAAAAAAAAGGGAAUGACAUGAUUUGAUAUAUUUUCCUACAUUCUGGUGAAAAUGAUUAGAAAUUGACGUUAUUGCUACAUAUUUAAGGAUUAUUUUUAAUAUUUAUAUUCUUUAAAUUUGAAAACAGAUUUAUCAAGAAAAAGGUAGAACGAUUUAUUUUCGUUUCAAGGCUCUAGAGACUUUUCAAGAUAGGUACUUGUAGAAUUCUAAAUGAGUUUAUUUUGAAUUUAAGUAUGUUGCAUAAGCUCAGCGAAUAGGAUUGUUUAUAAAGUUUUCAGGGGAUGCGAAUAACAUGUUCCGUUGUUAAAGCAAAUUGAGCUUUCGUGACUGUGCAUGCAUAAUCAAAGCUUCUCAAAUUGCUGUACCAUCCUAAAAUUGUUAAACGUAACAUGCAUCACCUUCAAGACCACUCAAAGGCAAAUGUCAAGGAAUAAUGAGAAGUGAAACAUUUCCAGCAAUGAUUAAAUAGUUAAAGCUUUAAUAUUUAUGAAAUAGUGAUAUAUUUUAUACCAUUCCAUAGAGCAGUUAUUUAAGAAACAUUUUCGUGUAGUUUCCAUUUUUCAAAUUGUGUUUAAACAUGAUGAAACUAAGACUGUAUACGUGUAAAAUAGUACUGGCUACGUCCCUAGUCUGGUUCAUUUGCGGUGUGUUACUUCUUAUGUAUUAUACGGACUGUAUUGGUGAUAACAGCGAAGCAUGCCAGACCUUUAGAAAACAGAAAAUAGAAAAUAUUCCUGUUCGUGCCCAUAGAUUUCUGAGGAUAACUGAGCCAUCAACUACUUCCGCGGAUGAGAACUUCCGGUCUUGGAGUCCAGUUGUGGUCAAUAGUAACCCUAGCCAUUGGUCUGGUGAGAUGGGCAGGGCAGUUGUCAUACCUCCAGAAGAAGAAGAGCUUCGAAAAGAGAAAUUUAAAUUAAACCAAUUUAAUCUCCUGGCUUCUGAUCGAAUAGCCCUCAACCGAACCUUGCCCGAUGUUAGAGCCGAAGGGUGCAAGACAAAAACUUAUGCGGCUCGAUUACCUGCCACUAGUAUUGUGAUAGUGUUUCACAACGAAGCAUGGUCUACACUUCUUCGCACGAUUCAUAGCGUCAUUCGUAUGUCGCCCAAAGAACUUAUCGAAGAAAUUAUCUUGGUUGAUGACGCUAGUGAGAGAGAUUACUUGCAGCAACCGCUGGAGGAAUACAUAUCUAAAUUGCCUGUUUCAGUGAAAGUGCUGCGAACUGGUAAACGAUCUGGAUUAAUUCGAGCUCGUCUAAUAGGAGCUGCAAAGGCGAAAGGUCAAGUGAUCACUUUCUUAGACGCUCAUUGCGAGUGCACAAUUGGAUGGUUAGAACCCCUCCUCGAUCGAAUCGCGGAAGACAGGACACGUGUCGUCUGCCCAAUCAUCGACGUCAUCAGCGAUACGAGUUUUGAAUAUGUUCCAGCAUCCGAUAUGACUUGGGGUGGUUUCAACUGGAAAAUGAACUUCCGGUGGUACAGGGUACCUCAACGAGAAGUGGACCGUCGGAAUGGUGACAGGACACUUCCCGUUAGGACUCCAACGAUGGCUGGUGGACUUUUUUCAAUCGAUAAGGAUUAUUUCGAAAAGAUCGGGAAGUACGAUGAGGGGAUGGACAUAUGGGGAGGGGAGAAUCUGGAAUUGUCCUUCAGGAUCUGGAUGUGUGGAGGUACUUUAGAAAUAGUGACUUGCUCGCAUGUUGGACAUGUAUUCCGAAAAUCCACUCCUUAUACUUUUCCAGGAGGUACAAGCAAAAUUGUCAACCAUAACAAUGCCAGGUUAGCUGAAGUUUGGCUAGAUGAAUGGAAAGAUUUCUUUUACGCAAUUAAUCCAGUUGCCAAAAAAGUGGCUGCCGGUAAUGUAACAGAACGUAGAGAACUUAGAAGGAAUCUUCAGUGUAAGUCGUUCCGUUGGUAUCUAGAAAAUAUUUAUCCUGAAUCCCAAAUGCCUUUAGACUACUAUCACCUGGGAGAAAUAAAGAAUGAAUUAACGAACAAAUGUCUCGAUACUUACAACAGGAAGAGUGGUGAAAAUGUGGCUGUCAGUCCUUGUCAUGGAAUGGGUGGUAACCAGGUUUUUGCCUACACCAAACGUAAGCAGAUAAUGUCGGACGAUAACUGUUUGGACGCGGCUUCAUACCGUAGUCCUGUGAAACUAGUCCGCUGUCACGGAAUGGGCGGCAAUCAACAAUGGGAAUAUGAUGAGGAGGAAAAAUCAAUACGACACGUUAACACAAGGAAAUGUUUGGACAAACCAGAGGAUAAAGAUCCAACUUUGCCUCUUCUCAAAGAGUGUGACGGUAGCCCAUCUCAAGUGUGGAUUAUGAAAGGAAAAUUUAAGUGGCAAGUUUCAUAAAACUCCCUGCUGAAACUACUUCAGGGAAAGAAAACAGCAAAUGUGUUUAGUUUGAGUUUGUAAAGUGGCUUAUAAAAGACUGGAAAAAUAUACGCGAACUUCUGAGAUUGAACUGAACUUGAAACUAACUUCGAAGAGACAUUCCACUUCAAAAAGUAUAUUACAAAAGUGUAUUUAUAUUUAUAAAGUUUAUGAAAAAUCGGAGUUCCUUUUAUGAAAACAGUGUUUAUAUAAAUGCAUUCCUAUAAAUACAUUGUUUAAUUUUUCU
Messenger RNA from Parasteatoda tepidariorum (common house spider), 2791 nucleotides. RefSeq names its product polypeptide N-acetylgalactosaminyltransferase 13. Gene Ontology annotation, molecular function: polypeptide N-acetylgalactosaminyltransferase activity. Gene Ontology annotation, biological process: protein O-linked glycosylation. NCBI's taxonomy places the organism in Eukaryota, Metazoa, Arthropoda, Arachnida, Araneae, Theridiidae. The record is from RefSeq and is a predicted model, not a curated record. Gene Ontology annotation, cellular component: Golgi apparatus.